This is a messenger RNA of Kickxella alabastrina, 1584 nucleotides long. RefSeq names its product chaperonin Cpn60/TCP-1 family. The record is from RefSeq and is a predicted model, not a curated record. NCBI's taxonomy places the organism in Eukaryota, Fungi, Kickxellomycota, Kickxellomycetes, Kickxellales, Kickxellaceae. Gene Ontology annotation, biological process: protein folding. Gene Ontology annotation, molecular function: ATP hydrolysis activity; ATP-dependent protein folding chaperone; ATP binding. Bases 1 to 1584 code for a protein of 527 amino acids. The transcript is spliced from 3 exons. Gene Ontology annotation, cellular component: chaperonin-containing T-complex.
AUGGCCGGACGCGGACAGGUUCCAAUGAUGCAGCCCCAAGUGAUUGUGCUUAAGGAGGGAACCGACACAUCGCAGGGCGUGCCACAGCUGCUGUCGAAUAUCUCUGCCUGCUUGGCGAUCUGCGACACGAUCCGCACAACGCUUGGCCCGCGCGGAAUGGACAAGCUCAUCGUCGACGCCCAGGGCCGGGUGACAAUCUCGAAUGACGGCGCGACAAUCAUGAAGCUGCUCGACGUUGUGCAGCCGGCGGCACGCACGCUGGUGGACAUUGCGCGCGCGCAGGACGCUGAGGUCGGCGACGGCACAACGAGCGUCGUGCUGCUGGCUGGCGAGCUGCUGAAGGAGGUCAAGGAUUUCGUCGAGGAGGGUGUCAGCUCGCAGGGGUUCCGCAAGGCCGCCGAGCUCGCGAUCAACCACAUCAAGGAGCUGGCCGUCAGCAUUGACCGCUCGGACAAGGCCGAGAUGCGCUCGCUGCUGGAAAAGUGCGCUGCAACCAGCAUGAACUCGAAGCUGAUCGGCUCGCAGCAGGAGUUCUUCACCAAGAUGGUCGUUGACGCCGUGAUGCGUCUGGACCAGGAAGAGCUCAACGAGGACAUGAUUGGUAUCAAGAAGAUCGCCGGCGGUGCCAUGCAGGACUCGCUGCUAGUUGACGGCGUGGCCUUUAAAAAGUCGUUCUCGUAUGCCGGCUUCGAGCAGCAGCCCAAGUCAUUUGACAACCCGCGGAUCGUGUGCCUCAACGUCGAGCUUGAGCUCAAGGCUGAGAAGGACAACGCUGAGGUUCGCGUCGACCGCGUGUCCGAGUACCAGGCCAUCGUCGACGCCGAGUGGAAGAUCAUCUUUGACAAGCUGGACGCCAUCAUGGCCACCGGCGCCAAUGUUGUGCUGUCGCGCCUGCCCAUCGGCGAUCUGGCCACUCAGUACUUUGCCGACCGCAAUGUUUUCUGCGCCGGCCGUGUGACCAAGGAUGACCUGGAGCGCGUGUGCGAGGCCACCGGCUGUCGCGUGCAGAGCACCACGUCGGAUCUGACGGCCGCGCACCUGGGCAACUGCGAGCGCUUCGAGGAAUGCCAGAUCGGUGGCCAACGCUUCAACAUGUUCCGCGGCUGCCCCCAGGCCAAGACCUGCACGAUUAUCCUGCGCGGCGGUGCCGAGCAGUUUAUCGACGAGGUUGAGCGCAGCCUGCACGAUUCCAUCAUGAUCGUGCGCCGUGCCAUCAAGAACCAGACCGUUGGCAAGCAGCAGCUGAUCAUCACAGCCUUCGCCAAGGCCCUGGAGGUGAUCCCGCGCCAGCUGUGCGAGAACGCCGGCUUCGACACCACUGACUUUAUCACCCAGCUGCGCGCGCGCCACGCCCAGGACCCGAAGCGCUUCAGGUGGUAUGGAAUUGAUAUUGAGGAGGAGGCCGUCUCUGACCUCUUUGCCAAGUUCGUGUGGGAGCCUGCGCUUGUCAAGAUCAACGCCAUCUCCAGCGCCAGCGAGGCCGCCUGCCUGAUCCUCAGUGUCGACGAGACCGUCACCAGCCAAAAGGCCCAGGACCCCAUGGCCAACGGCCACCCAUGCCUGGUCGCGGCGGCCGCUAAAUGA